AUGGCAUCGGUUUUAAAAUGGGCAAGAGCAGCUACCAGAAGAGCACCAUCACUUCUACUUAUCUUCCCUACGAAAGGGUUUGAAUUGAUCGACGACGCCCUGCUACUUGACGAAGAAGAAUUUGAGGGUUUCGAAAAAGGGCUGUACUAUCCUGUGAAUAUUGGCGAUGUUUUUGCGUCUAAAUAUCAAGUUGUUGAAAGCUUGGCUACGGCAGAGCAUAAACAUGUCUCUCUGAAAGUUUACAUCCGUGAUGUAGACCCACAGGAAGAAUUUCAGAUCUAUCAACGUCUAAGCACAGGAAACAAGUACCAUCCUGGAUAUCGCCAUAUUAGAACAGCCCUGGGAAUAUUUACGAUACCCCGUGAAGGCGGUGAUCAUGCCUGUCUUGUUCAAAACCCAAUGUGGGAGAGCUUCAAAUACACCUGUUAUCGCCUUCCUGGCGGCUGUUUCACAGAGAAAAUCCUGAAAGGUACAAUGCAACGGCUGUUUGCGGCUUUGGAUUACUUGCAUACUGAAUGUCAACUUGUUCAUACCGACAUCAAGCCAGAUAACAUGAUGACUGAUAUCGAGGACAAUUCAAUCCUUGAUGCCUUUAUAGAAGCAGAACUAGAAUGUCCCUCACCUCGCAAAUUAAUCAACAGUGUGACUGUAUAUGCUUCACGAAUGUUUGACGUCCCAAAAAGGUCCGGCGAUACGGCUUUGAGCGAUUUUGGCUCAGCAGUUCGAGGUGAUGAAAAAAGGAAUCAUGGAGCAGGAGCUCAAGUUUAUAGGGCACCUGAAGUCAUGAUUAAAGCUGCUUGGAGUUAUCCCGUUGAUAUCUGGAAUGUAGGUGUGAUGAUUUGGGAUUUAUUUGAGGGCAAACAUAUGUUCUAUGGUCAAGAUUCCGAUGGGGAGGGUUAUUCUACCCGUGCCCAUCUAGCGGAGGUUAUCGGAAUGUUGGGCCCCCCGCCUUUGGAUUUCCUUGAAAGAGGGGUACGAGUUUCAGAGUUCUUUGACAAAGAAGGUAAAUGGAUAGCUGAGAUGCAUAUUGUGGAAGAUCUAGAAUUGGAGAAAACCGAGCUACGUCUUCAGGGUAGGAACAAGGAGGUGUUUUUGAAUUUCAUGCGUGAAUAA
Sclerotinia sclerotiorum 1980 UF-70 is the source of this 1113-nucleotide messenger RNA. RefSeq lists its product as hypothetical. Lineage: Eukaryota; Fungi; Ascomycota; Leotiomycetes; Helotiales; Sclerotiniaceae. The record is from RefSeq and is a predicted model, not a curated record. The transcript has 6 exons. The coding region runs from base 1 to 1113 and encodes 370 amino acids. Gene Ontology annotation, biological process: protein phosphorylation; regulation of mRNA processing; spliceosomal complex assembly. Gene Ontology annotation, molecular function: ATP binding; protein kinase activity.